CUUCUUCCACUGAACUGCUAUACUCCCCCUCUCAAUUGUAAAUUGUCCUAUCUACACUUCAUCAUCCCAUCCGGCAGAGACUCCAGGCCAUCAAAAAUAGUCAGUUGUCAUGUCACCAAUCAGACCUUCAUCUGCUCCUCCGCUUUCACGAUACCGUGUAAACAACAUUGAAGAUGACUACACGGAGGAACACUCCCUGUACGCGGACAUGGCGGAUACCGUCACGGAGGAACACUCCAUCUACUCGGACAUUGCAGAGACCGCCACGCCGCCGGACUCACCACACGCUCCGCCAUCGCUGGUGGACUCCGAUGCCUCAACCAUCUCCUCCUCAUCCUCCGACACCAGCGGAACCUCGCCGCCACUAUCGGCCACCCACUACCGGCACCACACCUCCCCUGGGUCCGUCUCCUACCCCGAAAAGUACACCCGCACAUUCACCUCGCGACUUCUCGGCUUCCCGCAGACGAUCGUGGACCCGUCCGUAGUAACCUCCUACAGCCCGUGCACCGGCUUCUCACACACACUCUGGACGCCGGCGACCCCCAGCUUCCCACACAAAUCCAAGUUCCGAUCCGCGGCGCACAGCCGCCUAGACACGUACAUCGACCCGUCCUGCAUCAUCGUCAGCGUAGUGGGCCGUUUGAACGCCGCGACGAACACCCUCACCUACGGGAUCUUCCACGGGCCGGGCAGCGCGCGCAACCUCUCCGGCGUGGUCCCGCACGGCGCGAACGAGCGCACGCGCACGCGCCUGCACGCCGAGCUCUACGCCACAGAGCAGGUACUGGCGCAGGUGCUGUCGCUGCUGCAGCACGAGGGCGCGGGGGCGGACGGCGGCGGCGAGUGGCCCACCGCACGGAACGUGGUGCUCGUGACGGAUUCGCGCCGCGUGAUGCAUGCGCUGUCCAGCUGCGUGUACACGUGGAAGGCGAAUGGGUGGACGCGCGCGCGCGGGAAGAAGGCGGUUGCGAAUGCGGCGGCGUGGAAGGCGAUCCUGGAGCUCGUGGAGAAGGUCGAGGCCCGCGGCGUCGGCGUUAGGGUCUGGACUAUUGCCGAGAAUGUCAAUGCCGAUGCUAUGCUCCUGGCCGCCGCGGCGGAACACUCUGCGGACAGGAAGGGCCUGCCGUACGGGACCGCGGCAAUGGUUCCAGCUUCGCCGGUGUACCCGCAGGGCUGGCAGCAGCAGCAGCAGCAGAAUGGUGGGUACCGAGACCCGGGCUAUGGAUAUCAUGCUCCGGUGUAUGGCAACAACGGGUGUGUGUCUUGCGGGUGGUGUUGGGUCUACCCCUCCGGGAGGCUGAAAGUGUGGCUAGCUUUCUAUCUUUAA
This is a messenger RNA of Tricharina praecox, 1330 nucleotides long. RefSeq lists its product as uncharacterized. The transcript has a single exon. The coding region runs from base 110 to 1330 and encodes 406 amino acids. The record is from RefSeq and is a predicted model, not a curated record. Gene Ontology annotation, molecular function: nucleic acid binding; RNA-DNA hybrid ribonuclease activity. NCBI's taxonomy places the organism in Eukaryota, Fungi, Ascomycota, Pezizomycetes, Pezizales, Pyronemataceae.